CUACUUUUUUGGAAAAUAAAUAGUGUUGCUGAUUUUCUUGCUUUAUUUUCUCAAAUAUCAAAGUGGCCUACUUAAAUGACUUAAUUAUAACUGACUUGAAAUGGACGAUGAAGAAGAAGGAGAAGGUAAAGGAGAAGGAGAGGGCGAGGAAGUAUAUCCAUAUGGGGAAUAUGAAGGCGGAAGGGACGAGAAUUUAGACAGACACGGAUGGGGGAGCGCUUUACUUCCUAAUGGCGAUAUUUACGAAGGAGAAUAUCGUCAUGGGAAACGUAUGGGGAAAGGUUUAUAUUGUUUCCGCAAUGGAGCACGGUAUAAUGGAGAAUGGAGGAAAGGUUUAAAACAUGGUCAGGGUGAAUUUAUCUACCCCGAUGGGGCACGCUAUAUUGGUCAUUGGAGAAAAGACUUCAAGCAUGGUCAAGGUUCUUAUUACUACCCUAAUGGGGACACUUAUGAAGGGGCAUGGUUUCGAGGAUUUCGUCACGGUUUAGGAACUUACACUUACAAAAAGAUUAACAUAACUCACUUCGGGAUGUGGAAUAACGGUAGAAUGGAAGGCUCCGGAAUAAUAAACUAUCCGCGGUACAGAUUUCAUGGGAUAUUCGAUAAAAAUUUACCCAUUGGACCUGGUUGUUUCACAUUUGAAAAUAAAUACAUGCAACACGGUUUUUAUAUAAACGUUCGAGAUCCAGCUUUUGAUUAUAUAGGUGCAGAGGAACUUGUUUUGUCAGAAGAACGAAGGCAAACUGAGGGUUUAGAUGAGGAAGAAGACAGAUCAACACCUAAAGGAAUUGUUCCAAUUUGGAGGGCCCGAUGUGUAACUACAUUCCAACCGGAAUUACUUCCGCCGGAACCUCAGCCGUGGCUUUAUAAAGACUCUGAAGAUUCUCUACUUGAUAUUAUAGAAUAUUUACAACAACAAUACGAAAUCGGCGGUUAUGGAGAGGAAGAGGAAGGAAAAUUACCCAAAAUGCUAGAAGGAGGGGACGAGAAAAAGGAUGCUUCUCCUGAGAUCCCCAAUGUAUAAGAAAUACAGGGACGUUUUCGAAUGAUCUUUAUAAUUUGCUUGAUU
Agrilus planipennis (emerald ash borer) is the source of this 1069-nucleotide messenger RNA. It is a transcript of the gene Rsph1, whose product is annotated as radial spoke head 1 homolog. The transcript has 5 exons. Lineage: Eukaryota; Metazoa; Arthropoda; Insecta; Coleoptera; Buprestidae. The coding region runs from base 101 to 1024 and encodes 307 amino acids. The record is from RefSeq and is a predicted model, not a curated record.